Austrofundulus limnaeus is the source of this 3453-nucleotide messenger RNA. RefSeq names its product DEAD-box helicase 17 (gene ddx17). The coding region runs from base 116 to 2056 and encodes 646 amino acids. The record is from RefSeq and is a predicted model, not a curated record. The transcript has 14 exons. Gene Ontology annotation, molecular function: ATP binding; RNA helicase activity; nucleic acid binding. Lineage: Eukaryota; Metazoa; Chordata; Actinopteri; Cyprinodontiformes; Rivulidae.
UUUUUAAAGAUACGCRACGUAGACGCCGUAACGUCGUGGAGUCGGGAGGGAACGAGAAGAGCCGCCAAGCUGUUGUGCUAACGCUAACGCUGCAGAGAAGACUGUUUUCAUCGACAUGAGAGGGGGUUCUUCAUAUGGAGACAGAGACAGAGAUCGUGGACGAGACAGGCCACGAUUUGGAGGGGGCAUGGGUAGCCGUGGUGGACCCCCACCCAUGAAGUUUGGUAAUCCAGGUGAGCGCCUCCGCAAAAAGAGGUGGAACCUCGACGAGCUGCCUAAAUUUGAGAAGAACUUCUAUACCGAACAUCCAGAUGUCCAGCGAAUGGGUCAGUACGACAUGGAGGAGUUCCGCAGGAAGAAGGAGAUCACCAUCAGAGGCUCAGGCUGUCCAAAGCCUGUGACUGCUUUUCAUCAGGCACAUUUUCCUCAGUACGUGAUGGAUGUUAUGAUGCAGCAGAACUUCAAGGAGCCCACAGCAAUCCAGUCCCAGGGUUUCCCUGUGGCUUUGAGUGGCAGGGACAUGGUGGGAAUUGCACAGACUGGCUCUGGGAAGACCCUGGCUUACCUUCUUCCUGCUAUUGUACACAUCAACCACCAGCCYUAUCUGGAGAGGGGAGAUGGUCCUAUAUGUCUGGUMCUUGCUCCAACCAGAGAGCUGGCCCAGCAGGUUCAACAAGUUGCUUAUGACUACGGCAAGUCUUCCCGCAUCAAAAGCACCUGCGUCUAUGGUGGAGCGCCGAAAGGACCACAGAUUCGGGAUCUCGAAAGGGGUGUUGAGAUCUGCAUCGCCACACCUGGUCGCCUCAUUGACUUCCUGGAGGCUGGGAAGACCAACCUGCGUCGCUGUACCUACCUGGUCCUGGAUGAGGCUGACCGCAUGUUGGACAUGGGCUUUGAACCGCAGAUUCGCAAAAUAGUUGAACAGAUCAGGCCUGACAGACAGACUCUCAUGUGGAGCGCAACAUGGCCGAAAGAGGUUCGUCAGCUCGCUGAGGACUUCCUGCGGGAAUACAUCCAGAUUAAUAUUGGUGCUCUGGAGCUCAGUGCUAACCACAACAUCCUGCAGAUAGUCGACGUCUGCAUGGAGACUGAAAAGGACAACAAGCUCAUUCAGCUGAUGGAGGAGAUCAUGGCUGAGAAGGAGAACAAAACCAUCAUCUUUGUGGAAACCAAAAAGCGCUGCGAUGAUCUGACUCGCAGGAUGAGACGUGACGGGUGGCCAGCCAUGUGCAUUCAUGGAGACAAGAGCCAACCAGAGAGAGACUGGGUGCUUACAGAAUUCAGAAGCGGCAAAGCUCCCAUUCUGAUUGCAACUGAUGUUGCCUCUCGUGGUCUGGACGUGGAAGACGUAAAGUUUGUCAUCAACUAUGACUAUCCGAACUCCUCCGAGGAUUACGUCCAUCGUAUCGGCCGCACAGCCCGCAGCACCAACAAGGGCACGGCUUAUACCUUCUUCACCCCGGGAAACCUGCGACAGGCCCGAGAUCUGGUCCGGGUGCUGGAGGAAGCCCGGCAAGCUAUCAACCCCAAACUGCUUCAGCUGGUGGACUCCGGUCGCGGAGGAGGAGGCGGGGGCAGGAUGCGUUAUCGUGGCAGCAGCUCCAACAACCCCAACCUCAUGUAUCAGGAUGAGUGCGAUCGCCGCAUGCGCACGGGCGGAGGCGGCAAAGACAACCGCAACGAAAACCGCUCCUCGUCCUCCUCCUACAGGGACAGAAGCCGGGACCACAGGAACAACUACAACUCUGAUUCGGAUCAGUACCAGAGCUACAACAACAGCAGCAACAACGGCGGCGGUGGGGGCUACCACACCCGCAGUGGGGGGGGUCAGCCCGGCGGCGGUCAGGAUCAGUCCGGGCAGCAGCAGCAGCAGCAGGGUCAGUUCGGUCAGGCCCAGCCUCCUCCUGCCCCACCGCAGUCAGGGGGUCCACAGCCUCUGAUGGCGCAGCAGUUCGCCCCCCCACAGCCCCCGCUCAUGGGCUUUAUGGGGCAACCUCAGUACCCAUUCUCCUCCCCCCCACCUCCUCCUCCYGGGCCACAACCUCCCCGUAAGUAACGGUGAGCGAGCAGUGAGUUCACCUGUGCAGCUUUCUGUCUAACUCUGUUUUACUGUCGUCUUCGACUGUCAGGAGUUUAAAGUGUUCGAUCCAGGGAGGUUUUAAUAACGUGCAUUAUGCAUCAAAUCAUCUCCAUUUCCACAUCGCAGAUUGAUUUUUACUUUAGCUUCUUACAACCAUAAACCACAAUCACUACAGUCAGCUGUAAAAUGUUAAUUUGAGCUGUCAGUUGUUAUUAAAUUGGGUCAAAACAAACUAAGGUUAAAACUUCAGUAGUUUGAGGUUCUGGGCCUGCCUUUAUAUAACUUCUUAGAAUUACUCUUAAUGCUGUUAAGUAUGGACUUAGCUAAAAGCUGAGACUGAAGUCAUUUACAAGGGUCUCAGUCUGACUUUAAACAAAGUGUAAAUCUUAAGUGUCUUAGAGCUGAUUUACGACACUUUGAUGACAUCGCUACAAAACCCUGGCAAGGACCAAUCACUGCAUCGGAUUUCAUGUUCAAGAAGAUUCUCAGAGAAAUGUCAAGAUAAAACUGAAAAUCCUAAAAGAAGUUCACAUUCGACACAAUAUUGUUCAUACAGGUCACGUUGAGCUGAUUGUCAUAAUUUACAUAUUAUGAAUAAAGAAAAGCUUGCAGAUUAUCUCAAAAACGGCAGCUUAAAGGUUUUCUUAUUUUACGUCUCAGAGCCUGAGGUAUUGUCCACAGACAACACACCCUUCACACACACACAUACACACACACACACACACACACACACACACACACACACACACACACACACNCACACACACACACACACACACACACACACACACACACCCCGCUUUGUUACCUGCUUGAUCUGAGACCCCCCACCCCCCUAAACACACACUUUUUUUAAAUGAAAUUAAUUAUGAAUUAAUUCAUGAGGUUUGUGUUAAAGAAAGAAAACAUAAUAGAAAAAUCCACCUUCACCAGGGGAAAAUAAAAAAAUUAAGACUUUUGACAGCAUUGUGUCCUCUUUCACUGAAAUCUAAUAAAUUUUCAACACUUAAGUCUAAAAAUCCACUCUAAGAAGUUUGAUAAAAACAGGCCCAGAUCUACAAUAAGAAAAACAUUAAAACCUACCCAGUCACAUUCCAACCUCUCCUGAAGCUUUGCUCAUGUUCAGAGUGACUUAUAUUUUAGCCCAUGCAAACUUGUUUGUGGAUAUUUUUAGUAGUUUUAAACAUUCUUUGAUUCUUAUUUUUUAGGCUCUGUUGUAUUAGAAUUGAAUGAUUUGUUGAGUCAUGCAUGCCUUUACUGUUUCCUGUUGUGUUUCAGGUCUAAAUGAAGUUUGUAUUAAAAAAAAGAUGCUUGUUUUGUCAUUUCCUGUGUUCUUUUUACAGUGUUUUCCUAAAUAAACAAUUUGAGAUGUC